AUGCGGCUGUCGCUGCUGAGCUCGUUGCUUCUGCUCUCCCUCAGCUGCAGCCCGGGCGCCGCGGACCUCCUGGCGUCCCGAGCCAAGUGCCCAACCCGCUGCGAUGUCUCCAAGUGCCCCAGCCCUAGCUGCCCCAGCGGCUACGUCCCCGACCGCUGCAACUGCUGCCUCAUCUGCGCCGCGGGCGAGGGGGACUCCUGCGGCCGCAAAGAGGACCCGCCUUGCGGGGACAGCCUCGACUGCCGCUACCCUAUGGGCAAGCGCUUCGCCAAGGGGGUCUGCCAGUGCAAGCUCAGCGCCCAGGUGUGCGGCAGCGACGGCCGGACCUACGAUAACAUCUGCCAGCUGAAGGCGGUGAGCCGCAAGGCGCUGCAGCACGGCCUGCCCGCCGUCGCCCAGGUCCAGAAGGGAGCCUGUGAAUCGGGUCACCUACAGUCCAGCAGCCCAAGGUACAAGUUCAACUUCAUAGCAGAUGUGGUGGAAAAGAUUGCACCUGCAGUUGUACACAUUGAACUUUUCCUCAGGCACCCUCUCUUUGGCCGAAAUGUGCCCCUCUCCAGUGGAUCUGGCUUUAUUAUGUCUGAUUCUGGUUUAAUUGUGACCAAUGCCCACGUGGUGUCAAGCACCAAUGCUAUAUCAGGGAGACAGCAACUGAAAGUGCAGCUGCAGAAUGGAGACACCUAUGAAGCAACCAUCAGAGAUAUUGACAAGAAAUCUGACAUUGCAACAAUAAAGAUUCACCCUAAGAAAAAGCUACCAGUAUUGUUACUGGGACACUCUGCUGAUCUGAGGCCAGGAGAAUUUGUGGUGGCAAUUGGGAGUCCCUUUGCCUUGCAGAACACUGUGACCACAGGGAUUGUCAGCACCGCUCAGCGGGACGGCAAAGAGCUGGGCCUGCGGGACUCGGAUAUGGAUUAUGUCCAGACAGAUGCUAUCAUCAAUUAUGGCAACUCUGGAGGACCUCUCGUUAAUCUGGAUGGUGAAGUGAUUGGGAUUAACACCUUGAAGGUCACGGCUGGAAUUUCUUUUGCUAUCCCUUCCGACCGCAUCACUCAGUUUCUCUCAGAGUCUCUUGACAAACAAAGUAAAGAUGGGAAGAAACGUUUCAUUGGCAUCAGGAUGCUGACCAUAACACCUGCCUUGGUGGAAGAACUGAAACACAGCAAUGCUGAUUUCCCGGAUGUCAGAAGUGGCAUUUAUGUCCAUGAAGUUGUUCCAAACUCACCUUCUCAUCGAGGAGGGAUCCAAGAUGGAGACAUCAUUGUGAAAGUCAACGGGCGGCCUUUGGUGACCUCCAGUGACCUGCAGGAGGCUGUGAUGAACGAGUCACCUCUACUACUUGAAGUUCGAAGAGGAAAUGAUGACUUACUAUUUAAUAUUGAGCCUGAAGUUGUCAUGUAA
This is a messenger RNA of Indicator indicator, 1401 nucleotides long. RefSeq names its product HtrA serine peptidase 3 (gene HTRA3). Bases 1 to 1401 code for a protein of 466 amino acids. The record is from RefSeq and is a predicted model, not a curated record. Gene Ontology annotation, molecular function: protein binding; serine-type endopeptidase activity. The transcript is spliced from 9 exons. Lineage: Eukaryota; Metazoa; Chordata; Aves; Piciformes; Indicatoridae. Gene Ontology annotation, biological process: proteolysis. Gene Ontology annotation, cellular component: extracellular region.